Messenger RNA from Cyprinodon variegatus (sheepshead minnow), 588 nucleotides. Its product is annotated as ATP-dependent DNA helicase PIF1-like. The record is from RefSeq and is a predicted model, not a curated record. The transcript is spliced from 3 exons. NCBI's taxonomy places the organism in Eukaryota, Metazoa, Chordata, Actinopteri, Cyprinodontiformes, Cyprinodontidae. Bases 171 to 422 code for a protein of 83 amino acids.
GUCCUUUCUCUUUCUGGAACAGGUCGGUGAGGAGAUCCACGGAGCCGUUUGGAGGCAUCCAGCUGAUCGUCUGUGGGGACUUCCUUCAGCUUCCUCCAGUUUCUAAAGGGAAGGAAAAGGCCAGCUUCUGCUUCCAGGCCAGGAGUUGGCGGAAGGUCAUCCAGGUCAACAUGGAGUUGACAGAAGUAAGGAGGCAAACGGACCAGAGCUUCAUCUCCGUCCUGCAGGCAGUAAGGGUGGGCAGGGUGACGGAGGAAGUCACAGCCAAGCUGCUGAAGAGCGCCUACCAUCAGAUAGAGCGGGACGGGAUCCUGGCCACCAGGCUGUGUACGCACAAGGACGACGUAGAGCUCACCAACCAGAACAAACUCCAGCAGCUGCCAGGUCUGAAUAUCCUCCCUUAUUUCCCUUCCUCACACUGAUGCAGGACCAACCGGACGCCGCUGGAGUUCUGCUCCCUGAGCCUAAACUGAACAGUAAACCAAUUAAUCGGCUUCCACCUGAAGGUGUUUUGCUUUAUUUCGUCUCCACAGGAUGCAGUUUUCAGCUUCUUAGAAAUGUUUCCAGUACGGUGUAGUAGCUCUAUGU